AUGGGGUUUCCGCGCGGCAACGAUGCCAUUGUGCAGCAGCUGCAGGAGGAUCGUCUCGCUAAGCUGUGCGACGAUAACGCCUUUGUCAACGUCGCUGAGGUGUUGCGGCGUCAGCGACGUGACGGGGCACCAGGAGGCGUUGCAGACGUGGAUAUGGACUUUCUAGAGCCCAGCGCGUCACCUACCGCGGUGCCACCUCGCAUUCAUCUUAGUCGCUUCCUGCUGGAGCAGCACCGCGCAUAUCUCAAGGCGCUGGAGGAGGAACAACGAGAGGAAAAGAAAGAGGGUGGUGCAUCUGCUCCCGCAUCUUCCUCAGCAUCUGUUGUAUCAUCUGUUGGUGAUGUGUUGGAAGCUGCUUCGGAGCGCGGCAAGCGGUUACGUGGCAUUGAUCACCGUUGUGGUGAAGGGAUGAAGCGGACUCGGAAGGAGCCGCACGGUGAGGACGAAUACGACGACUGCAGCAGCAGCGGUGGUGGUGUAGAAAAGGGUGCGGUUGUCGCCGGACAUCUAGGACGGGAGUACCGGAGUCUCCGCGCAUGGCUUCAAUCGCGGCGACUUGACCUAACUGAUACACCGGCGGUAGCGCCAGGUUUCAUGGCGAUGACCGCCCCACCACCAGCCCACACGGGUGGGUAUCAUUUGUGCUCUGUGUGCCUGCUCCCUGCAAACUACAAGUGCGUGCGGUGCCGUAGGGCACUCUUCUGCUCCAUUGAGUGUCAUGUGGUGCAUGAGGCGACACGGUGUAUGAAGUUUAUUGUGUAA
Molecule: messenger RNA, 762 nt
Organism: Trypanosoma grayi
Lineage: Eukaryota; Euglenozoa; Kinetoplastea; Trypanosomatida; Trypanosomatidae
Exons: 1
Coding region: 1-762 (253 amino acids)
Biological process (GO): chromatin remodeling
Cellular component (GO): Swr1 complex
Molecular function (GO): nucleosome binding
Source: RefSeq, a predicted model, not a curated record